AUGAGACCACGGGCUCUGGCAGUGACUAGGUGGCCACCAUCUGCCCCCGGGGGCCAGUGGCGAUUCUCGGCAGCAGCCAGCAGUCCUCCUGGCCAGCUCGGCCCGCCUGCCCAGGAUGCGUGCUUACCCUCCCAGCAGCUGCCGCCCCAUCCACUGCACCUCCCCAUAGAGGAGCACCGAACCUCGGCUCCUGCGGGCGGGAGCCCCUGGAUGCUGCACCCAGCCACCCAGCAGAGCCCGUUCAUGGUUGAUCUCCAUGAGCAGGUGCAUCAGGGACCUGUCCCUCUGUCCUACACAGUCACCACAGUGACCACCCAGGGCUUCCCCUUGCCUGUGGGGCCGCACAUCCCUGGCUGCAGCGCCCAGCAGCUCCCAGCAUGCUCCGUGAUGUUCAGUGGGAAGCACUACCCCUUCUGCUGCCUCCUGCCCCCGCUGAUCCAGGCCUGCACCAUGCAGCAGCUGCCUGGGCCCUACCAGGCCUACCCCCACCUCAUCUCCAGUGACCACUACAUCCUACACCCCUCACCACCGGCCCCACCACUCCAGCCCACCCACGUGGCACCUCUUGGGCAGUUCUUGUCACUGCAGACGCAGCACCCCCGGAUGCCCCUGCAGCGACUUGACAACCACGCAGACCUGCGGGGGAACCAGCACCCACUGGGCGGCUUCACCUAUUCCACCUCUGCCCCCGGCCCCACCCUGGCCCUGUCCGUGCCUCUGUACUACCUGCCCCACAACGCGCUGCCCCAGGAGCUGUCCUUUGGCGUGCCCUAUUCCCAUGUGAUGCCACGGAGACUGAGCACCCAGAGGUACCGCCUGCAGCAGCCGCUGCGCCCGCCACCUUAUUACCCCAGCUUCCUGCCCUACUUCCUCUCGAUGCUGCCGACGUCACCAACAGCGACGGGGCCCACCAUCAGCCUGGAUCUCGACAUGGACGACGUGGAGAUGGAGAACUGUGAGGCCCUCCUGAACCUGGCAGAGCGGCUGGGAGAUGCCAAGACCCGAGGCCUUACCAAAGCAGACAUAGAACAGCUUCCAUCCUACCGCUUUAACCCUGACAGCCAUCAGUCAGAGCAGACCCUGUGUGUCGUCUGCUUCAGUGACUUCGAGGCACGGCAGCUGCUCCGGGUUCUGCCCUGCAACCACGAGUUCCACACCAAGUGUGUCGACAAGUGGCUGAAGGCCAACCGGACAUGCCCCAUUUGCCUGGCCGACGCCUCCGAGGUGCCCCGGGAGGCGGAGUGAAGGCCGCACAGCUGCCCAGGAGAGCCCUGCCCGCAGCUCUGGACACCCCGGGUGGGAGGUGACCAAGGAGGAUGGGG
Molecule: messenger RNA, 1322 nt
Organism: Choloepus didactylus (southern two-toed sloth)
Lineage: Eukaryota; Metazoa; Chordata; Mammalia; Pilosa; Megalonychidae
Product: RING finger protein 44-like
Source: RefSeq, a predicted model, not a curated record